This is a messenger RNA of Xiphias gladius (swordfish), 5768 nucleotides long. It is a transcript of the gene dock1, whose product is annotated as dedicator of cytokinesis 1. The transcript has 44 exons. Gene Ontology annotation, molecular function: guanyl-nucleotide exchange factor activity; small GTPase binding. Lineage: Eukaryota; Metazoa; Chordata; Actinopteri; Istiophoriformes; Xiphiidae. Bases 178 to 4998 code for a protein of 1606 amino acids. Gene Ontology annotation, cellular component: plasma membrane; cytoplasm. Gene Ontology annotation, biological process: cell migration; small GTPase-mediated signal transduction. The record is from RefSeq and is a predicted model, not a curated record.
UCACUGGUGGAAAAUGGCUGCUCGGAGUAGCUCCCCAAAGCUCAGAGAAAAGUGAAAAAAAAAAAAAAAAAAGGAAAAAAGAGGAAAAAAAAAAAAGUCUACAUUAAUAACAAGAGGUCGCGUCUGGACCUUUUCCAACGGGCGAGACGAGAACGCGGGGAAGCCUCGACACCGAGAAUGUCUCGCUGGGUGCCCACUAAAAAGGAAAAGUAUGGUGUUGCAAUCUAUAACUACGAUGCCCGGGGAGAGGAGGAGCUGUCGCUGCAGAUUGGAGACACAGUGCACAUACUUGAGACAUAUGAAGUAAUGGAUGUCACUGAUAUCAUAACAGGCAAAAUGGACGAUGAGGACAAGCAGCACUUUAUCCCAUUUCAGCCGCUAGCGUUGGAUGACGCCAUUCGCCACAAGCAGCUGAACAUCUCCCGUUUUUCACCCAGGGUGGCAGGGGAGAACGACUUCCUCCAGACAGUGAUCAACAAAGUUAUCACCGCCAAAGAGGUCAAUCACAAGGGCCAAGGCCUGUGGGUGACUCUGAAGCUGCUUCCUGGAGACAUCCAUCAGAUAAGGAAGGACUUCCCUCACCUUGUGGAUAGAUCAACAGCUGUGGCUCGAAAGAUGGGCUUUCCCGAGAUCAUCAUGCCAGGUGAUGUGCGAAACGACAUCUAUGUGACUCUAGUUCAGGGGGACUUUGACAAGGGGAGCAAGACCACGCCCAAAAACGUUGAGGUGACCAUGUCUGUUUAUGAUGAGGACGGCAAGAAACUGGAGAAUGUGAUCUUCCCUGGAGCUGGAGAUGAGGGGAUCAAUGAGUACAAGUCUGUCAUCUAUUACCAAGUAAAGCAGCCACGCUGGUUUGAAACAAUAAAGGUUGCUAUUCCUAUUGAAGAUGUGAACCGAAGCCACUUGCGGUUCACCUUUCGCCACCGUUCGUCGCAGGACUCAAAAGACAAAUCAGAGAAGAUAUUCGCCUUGUCUUUUGUGAAGCUGAUGAGGUACGAUGGGACGACUCUAAGGGAUGGCGAGCAUGAUCUCAUCGUGUACAAGGCAGAAGCGAAGAAGAUGGAAGACUCCUCUCUCUACCUGAACCUACCUGCCACCAAGCUGGAGCUAGAGGAGAAGGGCUACUCCACCACCGGUAAAAGCAACCAGAACCUGGGCAACUGUACCAUCAGCAAGGACUCCUUCCAGAUCUCCACCCUGGUCUGCUCCACCAAGCUUACACAGAACGUGGACCUCCUUGGCCUGCUGAAGUGGCGCUCCAACACGAGCCUCCUGCAGCAGAACCUCCGUCAGCUGAUGAAGGUGGAAGGUGGCGAGGUUGUCAAGUUUCUCCAGGACACUCUGGAUGCUCUCUUCAACAUCAUGAUGGAGAACUCUGACAGUGACACUUUUGAUACUCUGGUGUUUGAUGCUUUGGUGUUCAUAAUUGGGCUUAUAGCUGACAGAAAGUUCCAGCACUUUAACCCUGUCCUUGAGACCUACAUUCGAAAGCAUUUCAGUGCCACACUGGCAUACAUGAAGCUGACCAAAGUACUGAAGAACUAUGUGGACAAUGCUGAGAAGCUGACGGAACAGCUGCUGAAGGCCAUGAAAGCUCUGGAGUACAUCUUCAAGUUCAUCGUCCGUUCCAGAGUCCUCUUCAACCAGCUCUAUGAGAACAAAGGAGAGGCCGACUUCAUGGAGUCCUUGAGGAACCUUUUCACAUCCUUUAAUGACAUGAUGAGCAGUAAUUCAGAGAAUACUGGCAUGGUAAAGGGUGCUGCUCUGAAGUACAUUCCCACCAUUGUCAACGAUGUCAAGCUGGUCUUUGAUCCCAAGGAACUAAGCAAGCUUUUCACCGAGUUCAUCCUAAAGGUUCCUCUGGGUCGCCUGGUGAAGCAGAAGCUAGACUGUCUGAUUGACAUCGUCCACAGUGAUCUCUUUACUCAUCAUGAUUGCCGUGAGAUCCUCCUGCCACUGAUGACGGACCAGCUGAAGUUUCACCUGGAGAAGCGGGAGGAGCCGAAGGCUUGCUGCCAGCUGCUUAGUGACAUCCUGGAGGUGCUCUACAGGAAAGAUGUGGGUCCAACCCAGUGGCAUGUGCAGAUCAUCAUGGAGAAGCUGCUUAGGACAGUUAACAGGACAGUUAUUUCCAUGGGCCGCGAUUCCCCUCACAUCGGGAGCUUUGUGGCCAGCAUGACUGCCACGCUGAGGCAGAUGGACGACUAUCAUUAUGCUCAUCUGAUCAGCACCUUUGGCAAGAUAAGGAGUGAUGUGGUGGAUUUUCUAAUGGAAACAUUUAUCAUGUUUAAAGAUCUCAUUGGGAAAAAUGUCUACCCCUCAGACUGGGUCAUAAUGAACAUGAUGCAAAAUAAAGUGUUCCUACGGGCCAUUAAUCAAUAUGCAGCAGUGCUGAACAAGAAGUUUCUGGAUCAAACCAACUUUGAGCUACAGCUGUGGAACAACUACUUUCACCUGGCUGUAGCCUUCCUCACCCAGGAGUCAUUGCAGCUGGAGAACUUCUCAAGCGACAAAAGAGCCAAGAUCUUCCACAAGUACCAGGACAUGAGAAGACAAAUUGGCUUUGAAAUCAGGGAUAUGUGGUAUAAUCUCGGGCCCCACAAGAUAAAAUUCAUUCCCGAGAUGGUGGGUCCUAUCCUGGAGAUGACACUAGUUCCUGAGAUCGAGUUGCGAAAGGCCACCAUCCCCAUCUUCUUCGACAUGAUGCAGUGCGAGUUCCACUUCACAUGCAGCUUCCAGCGGUUUGAGAACGAGAUCAUCACCAAGCUGGAUCACGAGGUGGAGGGGGGCCGCGGAGAUGAGCAGUACAAAGUUCUCUUUCAGAAAAUUUUACUGGAGCACUGCAGGAAGCACAAGUACUUGGCCAAGACCGGCGAGAACUUCGUCACUCUGGUGGUUCGUCUGCUGGAGAGGUUGCUGGACUACAGGACCAUCAUGCACGAUGAGAACAAGGAAAACCGCAUGAGCUGCACUGUCAACGUGCUCAACUUUUACAAGGAGAUAGACAGAGAGGAAAUGUACAUCAGGUACCUGUACAAGCUGUGUGACCUCCACAAAGAGUGUGACAACUACACUGAGGCUGCCUACACUCUGCUGCUACAUGCCAAACUGCUCAAGUGGUCAGACGAGCAAUGUGCAGCCCACCUGACCCAGAGAGACGGCUACCAGGCCACCACUCAAGGACAGCUCAAGGAUCAGCUGUACCAGCAGAUUAUCAAUUACUUCGACAAGGGCAAGAUGUGGGAGGAGGCAAUCAUUUUGGGAAAGGAACUGGCUGAACAGUAUGAGAAUGAAAUGUUUGACUUUGAGCAGCUCAGUGCAUCUUUGAGGAAGCAGGCCCAGUUCUAUGAGAACAUAGUGAAAGUCAUCCGGCCCAAACCCGACUACUUUGCCGUAGGCUAUUACGGCAUGGGGUUCCCCUCCUUCCUACGAAACAAAAUGUUCAUCUACCGUGGGAAGGAGUAUGAACGCAGAGAGGAUUUUGAAGCGCGUCUCCUCACACAGUUUCCCAACGCAGAGAAGAUGAAGACGACCACGCCACCCAGCGAGGACACUAAAUGUUCUUCGGGACAAUACAUCCAGUGUUUCACGGUGAAACCUAUCCUAGACCUGCCUGCCAAGUUCCAAAACAAGCCCGUCUCCGAACAAAUAGUGAGCUUCUACACAGUAAAUGAAGUCCAUAAAUUCCAGUAUUCCAGGCCAGUGAGGAAGGGAGAGAAAGACCCCGACAAUGAGUUUGCGAACAUGUGGAUUGAGAGGACCACUUACACGACAGCGUACAAACUCCCAGGCAUCCUGCGCUGGUUUGAAGUCAAGUCAGUCUCCACAGAGGAGAUCAGUCCACUGGAAAACGCCAUAGAAACAAUGCAGCUGACGAACGAGAAGAUCAGCAGCAUGGUGCAAAGGCAUCUCACAGACCCCAACCUUCCCAUUAACCCCCUGUCCAUGCUGCUCAAUGGGAUUGUGGAUCCAGCUGUCAUGGGAGGUUUUACCAACUAUGAGAAGGCCUUCUUCAAUGACAAGUACAUGCAGGAACACCCAGAGGACAUUGAGAAGAUAGAGAAACUGAAGGACCUUAUCGCCUGGCAGAUCCCACACCUUGCUGAGGGUGUUCGCAUCCAUGGAGAGAAGGUCACGGAGGCACUGAGACCUUUCCACGACCGCAUGGAGGCCUGCUUCAAGCAACUACGGGAAAAGGUGGAGAAACAGUAUGGGGUAAAGACCCUGCCGGCAGCAGAUGAACGGCGGGGGCCUCGUCCACACUCCAUGGUGCGCUCCUUCACCAUGCCCUCUUCCCAGAGGCCGCUGUCAGUGGCUUCAGUUACCUCCAUUUCCUCUGACAACUCCCCCUCCAGGCCUGGCUCAGAUGGUUUUGCCCUGGAGCCCCUCCUGCCAAAGAAGCUGCACACCAAGUCUCAGGACAAGCUGGACCGGGACGAGCCUGAGAGGGAACGCAAAGAGAAAAAGAAGGAGAAAAGGAACAGCAAGCACCAGGAGAUCUUUGAUAAAGAGAUGAAGACCACGGAGAUCCAACUGCAGCCCACUGAAGCUGUCAUACUCUCAGAGACGAUCAGCCCCCUGCGGCCCCAGCGACCGAGGAGUCAAGUCCUUAACCAGAUGGGUGGAGACCGCCGCCUCUCUGUGUCCCCCGGACCGCCUUCUUCUUCCUCCAACUCCUCCUCCUCCCCGGGACCCCCACCCAUCACACCCCGGAGCAAGCUCUCCUUUAGCACACUGCACGCUGUUUCCAGUCUGGAGCUGAACGGGAUGGGCUGCUCUGACAAGGGCGAAACCCCUCCUCCGCUGCCUGUGAAAGGCAGCACGGCUGAUUACGGCAACCUGCUAGAUAAUCAAGACUUGACGAGUCCCUCGACGCCUCCGCCAGCCCCGCCACAUCAAAGGCCCAUUCCACCUCCUUUGCCCAGCAAGACUCCUCCUCCGCCUCCUCCCAAGACCACCAGGAAACAGGCCUCCAUCGAUUCAGGAAUUGUACAGUGAACAAAGACGCUGACAGUAGGACCAAACAACACACUGACAACCCAACAAAAAACACCAUCAACAGUAACCGCUUCCCCCGAAAAGCGGUUGUUUUUACCCACACAUUCCUCGCUCCCUGUCCCAGCUUGACAAGAUGAAUACCUCACUGCAGCCCGCCCCCUCUUAUCAUCUUCUUUUCAUUUUUUUCAUUUUUUUUCUCUCGCCUUCAGUUUGACGAUGAUGCAGUCUGCAACAGGGAGCAUGUUGCACAGAUAAGUAGUCACUGAAUUUGUAGAUGCUGUCUACGAUCGACACCAUGCCACUUCAAGACUUUACCAUGACAUGAGAUUGUGUUCAGAUAGAUAAGCUUGGACCAACAGCUUUCCAAUACUGACCCACUCUCAAGUAUAUGAGAGCUCAUAGCUAAUUAAAGCAUAAUUCCUAUCUCUUUUUAUUCAUAUUCCCACUAUGUACAGAGGUUUGUAUAUAUGAUUUGAUUUUAUUUCAGGUUUUUUGUAUGUGAUUUGAUAAUGACUCUUUUUGUAUUAACGUAUCAUUAGAUUAAGUGGCAUUUAUAUGAAACAAAAAAGGGCCUGUAGGUUUUGAAUUGACAGGGACUUGACAGAGUUGGUAUGUGAGAACCUAUCAUGGAUUUUAUUGGUUAAAUUUUGGAGUGCACAUACAACUAACUCCUAUCGCAUUAUCAUUGUUCAGACCUUGUCCUAGAUUGCUGUAACCUUGGAUUUCGAUAAUAUUGACUUUUCCCAAUUCACUACUGACAUGACUUCUGA